This is a messenger RNA of Corticium candelabrum, 2690 nucleotides long. Its product is annotated as dynein axonemal intermediate chain 4-like. Gene Ontology annotation, molecular function: dynein heavy chain binding; dynein light chain binding. The transcript has 24 exons. Gene Ontology annotation, biological process: cilium movement. The record is from RefSeq and is a predicted model, not a curated record. Gene Ontology annotation, cellular component: axonemal dynein complex. The coding region runs from base 58 to 2490 and encodes 810 amino acids. Lineage: Eukaryota; Metazoa; Porifera; Homoscleromorpha; Homosclerophorida; Plakinidae.
CCGGGAGCUUAUCCGUAGCAACCAAAUACAUCAUCACACACACGUCUCAUUCUGAAGAUGUCUCGACGGGACAGCGGCCGCAGGCGGCAAGUUUCGAAAAUCAUAUCCCGCUCGUCAAGUCAAAAUGUUCACAUUACCAGCAGCACGAACGUGAAGCGCAUUGGAGGCUCACGCGCCUCGUUUGCCAGCUCUCGCGCCAGCAUGUUUUCAUCUAGUAGACAGUUACUGACGAGUGGCAGUCGCAAGAGCUUCGAAAAAGCAGAUAGAGUGCAACAAAACAAGCCACCAGUUCAGAUAAUUGUUAAUGGAGUUGAUAUGACACCAAGAGACAUCCUGCAAGUUGACCAUGUAUCUCUAAAACGGAAUCAGAGCAAUGUGAUGGCUGAUCUGGGAGCAAGCAUGGCAUCAGAAUCAUUGUUUCAGCAGUCUCUUUAUGGUGGUCCUGUUGGAACAAGUUUUUCUCAGCCAUUUAGCAGAUCUGUAUUAGGAAGCAGUCGCUCAUCUCCUGAAUCAUCAUCAACUGACGCGUUAUCAGCUCCAUCAUCUUUCACUGACAUUCCUGCAGUAGCAAGUUCACUGGAGAGAGCACAAGAGGAUAUUUCACAGCCAUUUACAUCAUUAACAGCUGCAGACAUAGAAUCGGUGGUUGACAUCAAACUAACUGAGAGUGACACUAUUUGGUUAUUUGACAUGCCAGGCACUUGUGUAGCAUUGGAUGGAGAUGAUGCACAACAAGUUGCAGCAAGAAAUGAACAGUACACGGAGCUAUGCAAGAAUCGAGCAGGGAACGACUGGUAUGCACCACGUGCAAUGCAGACAUUCAACGAUUCAGCCAAAGUAAAACAUGUACAGACUGUUCCAGUGAUGCACAAUGAUGUUGGAGUUAUGGCCACUAAUUGGGACAUGUAUGACACAUAUGAAGCAACAACUGUAGUUGAAAACACAGCUGAUCCAGACAUUGAUGAAGAUGUUGUACCUGAACGACGUCCGGGUUCCGUUGCAUCUAAAACAAGUCGUAGCCAACGAUCUCGCUCAGUUUCUAUGCAACCAUCUAGCCUUAUGAGCUCUGAUAGCAGGGCUAGUUGUAUUGCUAGUGGCCAUUCUUCAGAAUCAUCUAGUGUUAGAGCAGGCAUUGCAAUGAUGCGAGCUCCUGAUUCAGGCAGUCCUGAAAUUUCAGAAGAAAUAGUUGUUGAUCCCAUACUCAAGUCCGAUAAACUGAAAGAUACUUUGAAAGUUAUGGAACGAGUGGUGACACUGAACAUUUAUCAAAACAAGCAGGCAACUUAUCGAGGAUUGGAUCCUGUGGAAGUCGAUACACAACAGGCGAUUCCACCAACAAACAAACCAGUUUUGGAGCGACUGUGGACUUACGUGUGUCCUCUUACAAAUGACAAAACUGUCUGUUCAAUGGCAUGGAAUAAAUCCAACAAUGAUCUUUUAGUAGUCGGAUAUGGUCAGUUUGAAUACACAGAACAAAAACCAGGUCUCGUCUGUUGUUGGUCGUUGAAGAAUCCUGAAUUUCCAGAGAGAGUCUUUCAUACUGACAGAGGCGUUACUGCUGUUGAUUUUUCUCGCCAGAACCCUAACCUAUUGGCAGUUGGUCUUUAUGAUGGUACUAUUUCUAUUUACAAUGUGAGAAGCUCAGAUAACUCUCCUGUCCUUGACAGCAGUAAAGUUGAAGGAAAGCAUUCUAGUCCCAUCUGGCAACUGAAAUGGAUAGACAAAGAACGUGUAGCUGGUGAGGACAAGACUGAAGUUCUUGUCUCUAUUGCUACAGAUGGGCGUGUUGUCCAGUGGUCCAUCCGCAAAGGCUGUGAAUGCUUUGAUCUGAUGCAUCUAAAGAGGACAUCUAAAAAAGGACGUAAAGGUGUGGAUGGAUCACUAGGUCGCAGUGGAAAGCAGAGUGAGGCACUAAUUGCAAGACAUGCGUGUGGACAAACAUUUGACUUUCUUCCUAGUGAUACAAACAUCUAUCUGGCUGGCACUGAAGAAGGUCACAUACACAAGUGCUCCUGCUCAUACAAUGAGCAGUACUUGGAGUCAUAUUUUGGUCAUACUGGUCCAGUUUAUCGCAUUGCUUGGUCACCGUUCUUACAUGGUUGCUUUGUCAGCUGCAGUGCUGACUGGAGUGUGAGACUAUGGCAUGAAACUCAAACCAAACCAGUCUGUACAUUUCAGUCAUCUAAUAAAGCUACAUAUGAUAUUGGGUGGUCUCCUACAUUACCUGGUGUGCUUGCAUCUGUUAGUGAUGGACGUGUCGACGUGUGGAACUUUGCUGAGAAUUCACUUGAUCCAGUCAUAGUUCAUGAACCUGCAUCGACAUGUACUCAGAGCUGUCUUCUAUUCUCACUCAACUCUAAUGCUCUUCUGGUUGGUGAUUCUCAAGGCCAAGUGACAGUCUAUGAACUACACAAUGUGACCAGCCUAACAGAGGAUGAACAGCUCCAAGCACUGAAGAAACUCGUCAACCCCAACAAUAACUCUUGCUAAGAAGAUCUAGGCAUAGUCCGGUCUGUGUACAUUCUGUAUGUUUUAUGAUGUUUCUGGGUACGUUACGUAUAUACUACGAUUAAGAAGUCAGAAUAGUAAAUAUUUACUCGACGUGGAUCAUGGUAGUCGAGGUAUUUCUUUGCUUGGAUUGUCAUGCAGGAUUUCCUGUGUUGCGUCCUCGCACCCCAGUCUAGAAAGAG